CUUCCACAGUUCCUUGAUUCUUUUUGGUUCGCUACAUCUUUGUUGGAUUCUAUCCCUAUCCCUUCAAUUCUUCUUCUUUUUUCUUAUUGUUUUUUUCUCCCAUUUUACACUUCUGGGGUCUUUCGGUCUUUGGAGCUAUCUAUAAUGCAAGCAGCUCAAGCAUCAGCCACAGAUGAAGCACCUGAGAUUUCCCAUCAGAUUGAUCCCCAGCUAAACAAAGAAGUUUCAGAUAGUCGAGUCAGCGGGAGGCGUCCAGAUAUUUCACUUCAAGUUCCACCAAGACCUUUAGGGUUUGGCAGCACUUCUGGUGGAAAGGUUUUGGACCAUUCUCAAAGUUUCUCUAAAGGGAUCUCAUCAUCGAGAGGCUUCUUGCGGGCCUUGAGCUUCAAAAGAAAAGGAAAUGUGGCAGAUGGCGAAAGAAGCUGCCUCCUUAAUUCAGAUCCCAAGACAGCUGCAGACUGUCCUAAUAUGGCCUCCAUAUCUGAAACUGCAUGGAAAAGAUGUACUUCUCUUCCUGUUACACCUGCAUCUAAUAUAUCCACUUCAGUUUCUACACCCGUUUCUGCAAGGGCAUAUAAUGAACAGACUAAGCCACAUAAAGAUGUUGUUCGUUCCAAGGUUUCAAGAUCCCUUUCUAUACCUGGACGAAAUGUUGUCAUUGUAAGAUCUGUCUCUUUUUCUGCCCGUAAUGAACAGGAACAACAAGAUCCAGACGAUGAUCAAAUAACUCCUGUGCCAGUUGAAGAUGCUGCCGAUGAAGAAAUUCCUGAAGAGGAAGCGGUGUGCAGGAUAUGUCUUGAUGUGUGUGAUGAAAGAAAUACCUUUAAAAUGGAAUGCAGUUGCAAAGGUGACCUGAGAUUGGUGCAUGAAGAAUGUGCAAUUAAAUGGUUUAGCACAAAAGGAAACAGGAAAUGUGAUGUAUGUCAGCAAGAGGUUCAGAAUUUACCAGUAACUUUGCUUCGUGUAUCCAGCUCUGUUCAACGACAAGGCAGACAGUUGCAGGGUCAACAGAACCUACAACCAGAGUCAAUAAGCGCCUGGCAAGACUUUGUGGUGCUUGUCCUGAUAAGCACAAUAUGCUAUUUUUUCUUCCUUGAACAGCUGCUGCUUCCCGAUAUGAAGACUCAAGCCAUCAUUAUAGCAGCACCAUUUGCCUUUACCUUGGGCCUUCUGGCAUCUAUUUUUGCAGUCAUCCUUGCAAUUAGAGAGUAUAUAUGGACAUAUGCUGCUCUUGAGUUUGCUCUUGUGGCUUUAACUGUGCAUCUGUUUUAUACUAUGUUGCGUUUGACGGCCAUUUAUGCAAUACUACUUUCAUCAGUUUUGGGUUUUGGAAUUGCUAUGGGAAUCAACUAUGUAUAUAUCCAGUAUGUCACUUGGAGACUUCAGGUCUCUCAUAAUGAUAGCCCAGUAUGAAUCUACUCAGAAGGGAAAUAACUUCAUGGAUUUUCUUUUGUACCUACUGAUAUGAUGGCCUUCAAUCCGUGUUUAUUAUGAAACUUGUGUCUAUCAAUCAAUACCAUUACCAUGUGAUAUAUUUUUGCUAAAUGAAUAUCAUCAAGUGUAUAUGCAGGAAAGCCAGAGAAGCACAAUCUUUAGACGUUUUUCUAAGGGAGUCUAAAUUCAAUUCAGUGAAAAAAAUUCUAUUAAAAAGUUAGAAGGGACAAAAAAUUCCAUCUUGCUAUUGCAGGCAAUAGCUUUCUGUUUUGGCAAGACACUGUAAUGACAACAUAACAAGUGUCUACAAGUGGUUGUAUUUUUCAUCCAUUGAAGAUACGAAUGAAUGCUAAA
This is a messenger RNA of Gastrolobium bilobum, 1788 nucleotides long. RefSeq lists its product as uncharacterized. The transcript is spliced from 8 exons. Gene Ontology annotation, molecular function: zinc ion binding. The record is from RefSeq and is a predicted model, not a curated record. Lineage: Eukaryota; Viridiplantae; Streptophyta; Magnoliopsida; Fabales; Fabaceae. The coding region runs from base 145 to 1413 and encodes 422 amino acids.